AUGCCCUGGAAUUCCUCCACAAAGUCCUUCAAAAUUUGUCGUUGCUGUAUGAAAUGGCGAUGCAAGUGUCUAGUCCCUCGGCAAGGCAAGCCUUUGCCGCCAUUCAACAGCGGAUUAAAACGAGACGCGAACAUUGGAAUGCAUCCAAAAUUUUAUCAGGCUGCAUCUGAUGCACCUGGUGUAGGAUCAUACGAUCUCCCAGCGUUGAGUACAAAAUCUACUGCCCGGAACUGGAAGAAAGAGUUAGAGACUGCAGAAUUUUCAGCUACAAUGGGAGGACGACUUGUAGAAAAAUACACGGUCGACAGAGAACGAAUGAAAACUGGAUUGGGGCCCGGGAUCCACGAGAUCUCUCAAUGGCCUGAGAACAUCCUGGAAAAAUCUUGUAAAACUAUUCGGAGGGACGCGGAUUUUGGAACUGUUCAUCGGUUCAAGCCUGAUAUAAAGUCUGCUACCCCUGGACCAGGUGUACAUCGCUACACGAAGAAAAAUCCCUAUCACUAUCUCGAUGAAAAUAAACGAAGAGGACUUUCCUGUGUACCCUCUUUCGAGUACGACGGCUUGCGACCUAGAUUCUCCACCAUUUUGAAGCCCUGGAGUUUACCCUGCAAUUUGUACAAUGCGAAGUAUCCGGAAACUCUUGAGGCAUUCUUGAAGAAAGUUACCGGGAAGAGGGGACCCUACGAUUUGUUCACAGGUCCAAGGGACGAGAGAACGCUGAUAGGCUAUCAGAAGUCUAUAAAGUUGGAAGAUCGCGGCGAAUGGCCUAAAUCGUUGCCAAGCGAGCUGGAUAAACUGUUGCAAAAGUCCAACUACUUUAAAGGACGCUGGACUACUUGUCCAAGAUUUCCUAAAAAAUCAGGGUUGAGGUUGAUGCUACAAGAUCUUGCGUUGUCCUAUAAGGACCCUAGUCACCCAGGACCUGGCCACUACAACCCAAAAUCCCCUGGGAAACCCAAGAACGCGAAGAAUUAUCCAUUUAACAGCAACGUCGACUUCGUCAGGCCAGGUCCUCCAUUUGAAAUUCAGCCUGGACCAGGAAGAUACAGGAUUAAAGAGACAGAGAAGAUACGAGGACACGGUUGGACUUGGGUGUUCAAGAGCAAGGCGCCGAGAACGAAUUUUCUUAUCACGCGAUCUUAUAGGAGUUUUUAA
Nomia melanderi (Alkali bee) is the source of this 1155-nucleotide messenger RNA. Its product is annotated as ciliary microtubule-associated protein 2. The record is from RefSeq and is a predicted model, not a curated record. NCBI's taxonomy places the organism in Eukaryota, Metazoa, Arthropoda, Insecta, Hymenoptera, Halictidae.